AUGACCGUUACCCUCCGAAGCGUCUCCCGCAUCAGCCGCAAGGCUGUUGCUGGCAUCCGCAACCAAACAGUGCGUCGCCUUGCCACUGAGGCUGCCACAUACGGAGCCGUUCGAUCCGUCAUUGGUGCCGUCGUCGAUGUUCAGUUCGAAGCUGGCGCACUCCCCUCCAUCUUGAACGCCCUUGAGGUUCAGGGCCAUGAGGGUGGUCGUCUUGUGCUGGAAGUUGCCCAGCACUUGGGAGAGAACACUGUCCGCACCAUUGCCAUGGACGGUACUGAAGGUCUUACUCGUGGACAGAAGGUUCUGGAUACCGGUUCGCCUAUCCGUGUCCCCGCUGGACCCGAGUGCCUUGGUCGUAUCAUGAACGUCAUUGGCGAGCCCGUCGACGAGCGUGGUCCCAUCAAGACCAAGCAGCAGUUGCCCAUCCACGCCAACCCUCCGGAGUUCGUUGACCAGUCGACUGUCCCCGAGAUGUUGGAAACCGGUAUCAAGGUUGUUGACCUUCUCGCCCCCUACUCCAAGGGAGGAAAGAUUGGUCUUUUCGGAGGUGCUGGUGUCGGCAAGACCGUCUUGAUCACCGAGCUCAUCAAUAACGUCGCCAAGGCUCACGGAGGUUACUCCGUCUUCUGCGGUGUCGGAGAGCGUACUCGUGAGGGUAACGAUCUUUACCACGAAAUGAUCACAGCCGGCGUUAUUCAACUCGACGGCAAGUCCAAGGCUGCCCUCGUGUACGGACAAAUGAACGAGCCUCCAGGAGCCCGUGCUCGUGUUGCCUUGACCGGUCUCACCAUCGCCGAGUACUUCCGUGACCAGGAAGGACAGGACGUGUUGCUUUUCAUCGACAACAUUUUCCGUUUCACCCAGGCCGGUUCCGAAGUGUCUGCCUUGCUCGGACGUAUCCCCUCCGCUGUCGGUUACCAGCCCACUUUGGCGACGGACAUGGGUCAAAUGCAGGAGCGUAUUACCACCACGAAGAAGGGUUCCAUUACUUCCGUGCAGGCCAUUUACGUGCCCGCUGACGAUUUGACCGAUCCCGCCCCCGCUACCACCUUCGCUCACUUGGACGCUACAACCGUGUUGUCCCGUUCUAUCGCUGAGUUGGGUAUUUACCCGGCUGUCGACCCCCUCGACUCCAAGUCCCGUAUUCUCGACCCCCGUAUCGUCGGUGACGAGCACUACAACAUUGCCACCGGUGUGCAACAAAUCUUGCAAAACUACAAGUCUCUGCAAGAUAUCAUUGCCAUUCUUGGUAUGGACGAAUUGUCGGAAGAGGACAAGCUUACCGUGCAGCGUGCUCGUAAGAUCCAGCGUUUCAUGUCUCAGCCCUUCACCACCGCCCAAGUUUUCACCGGUUACGAGGGUCGUUACGUCUCCCUGGCUGACACAUUGAAGUCGUUCAAGGCCAUUCUUGACGGCAAGCACGAUGCUCUUCCUGAGGCUGCCUUCUACAUGGUCGGUGACAUCGAGGAAGUCGGUCGCAAGGCCGACGAGCUCGCCAAGAGCUCUGCGUAA
Fimicolochytrium jonesii is the source of this 1512-nucleotide messenger RNA. RefSeq names its product P-loop containing nucleoside triphosphate hydrolase protein. Gene Ontology annotation, biological process: proton motive force-driven mitochondrial ATP synthesis; proton transmembrane transport. Bases 1 to 1512 code for a protein of 503 amino acids. The record is from RefSeq and is a predicted model, not a curated record. Gene Ontology annotation, molecular function: ATP binding; ATP hydrolysis activity; proton-transporting ATP synthase activity, rotational mechanism. The transcript is spliced from 5 exons. NCBI's taxonomy places the organism in Eukaryota, Fungi, Chytridiomycota, Chytridiomycetes, Spizellomycetales, Powellomycetaceae.